AUGAGCAACGAAAACAUGUAUUCUAGUGAUCUCUUUUAAUCUACAGUGAUGUCUAAGUCAUAUUAUUAAGUCUUACAAGACUCAAAUUUGAUUGAGUCAUAAGUACUUUAACCAGUUUAUCAAAUGGCUACAUCUCAAUACAUUACUCCAUCAAUGUAUAAACCUAAAAAGAUGGAAUUAUUUCAUUAAUUAGAUGAUGAACAUGACUCAGAAGAUGAAGGAAUAGAAGAUUAUAAAAUUGGUGGCUAUCAUCCUGUACAUGUUGGAGAAGUACUUUAAAAUAGAUAUGUGAUAAUUUAAAAAUUAGGAUGGGGUCAUUUCUCAACUGUAUGGUUAUGUAAGGAUUUUAAAUUUGAUACUUAUGUUGCAAUUAAAGUAUAGAAAUCUGCAGAAAAUUAUUUGGAAGCUGCUUAUGAUGAAGUGGAAAUAUUAUAAAAAGUAGCUUAAAAUGUUACUAAUUAAAAAUGGAUGGAAAAAUUAAAAUAAUAUAAACCUAAUUAAAGAUUGAAUAGAGAUGAUAGUCAUGUAGUGCAAUUAUUAAAUUCUUUUGUUUAUAGAGGACCAUAUGGAUGUCAUUUUUGUAUGGUUUUUGAAAUCUUAGGAGUUAAUUUAUUGGAAAUAAUCAAAAGAUUUGAAUUUAAAGGAGUUCCAAUGAAAUUAUGUAGAAAAAUAGCAAAAGAAGUAUUAAUAGGUUUAGAAUUCUUACAUGAAUAAUGUGGAGUAAUUCAUACAGAUUUAAAACCUGAAAAUGUAUUACUUCAAUUGUCUUAAGAAGAAAUUAAAGAUAUUAUUGAAAAUGGUUAAUUAACAAGUAAUUAGAUUUUUAAAGAACGUUUGGAAUUUUAUCAUUAACUUUUUGAUAUUAAAAAAGAAGAACCAGUCAAAUUAGAUGAUAAUUUAUAAUUAAUUAAAACUGAAUCAAUUAAAACUACAGAAGGAAUAAUAACUGAUUAAUAAUAAUAAUAAUAAUAAUAAUAAUAAUAAUAAUAAUAAUAAUAAUAAUUAACUAAAAAUCAAUUAAGAAAUUUAUAAAGAAGAUAAAAGAAAAAAUAAUAAAAAUUAUAAAAAUAAUAAGAAUUUGAAUAAAUUGAUGAAAACAAUAAAAUUUCAGAUAAAGAAAAUAAUGAAAUGAUAUAAUAACAUUAAAAUUAAUAAGAGAAUCAAAAAGACAAUAAUAAUCUAUUUUAAAUUGAUAAGAAAUCUUUAUUUAAAUAAAUUUAAAAGAAUGAUUUUUCUGUUAAAGUAGCAGAUUUAGGUAAUGCAUGUUGGACUCAUCAUCAAUUUUCUACUUUAAUUUAAACUAGAUAAUAUCGAUCUCCUGAAGUUUUAAUUGGAACUAGAUAUAAUGCUACAGCUGAUUUGUGGAGCUUUGCUUGUAUGUUAUUUGAAUUGUUAACUGGUGAUUUUUUAUUUGAACCUAGAAAGGGUGCAAAUUUUUCAAAAAAUGAUGAUCAUUUAGCUUAAAUUUAAGAAUUAACAGGCAAAUUUCCAUUAUAAUUUUCUUAAAGAGGUCUAAAAUCUAAGAGAUAUUUUAAUAAAGAAGGAAAUCUUUUAAGAAUACCAAUUUUAAAUUGUUGGUCAUUAACAGAUGUUUUAAUUGAAAAGUAUAAAUAUAAUCCAAAAGAAGCUAAAGAAUUAGGUAUUUAUUAUAAUUUAAUAAUUUAGCUUCUUUUUUAGAACCAAUGCUUAAUCCAUAUCCAGAAAAAAGAGCUACUGCAUCUUAAUCUUUAAAACAUUCUUGGUUAAAAAGUGAAAGUGAAGGUAUUAAAAUGAAUGAAGAGUAAUUCAAAGAAUAUAAAGCUAAAAGAGGAUUGAUUGAAUUUAAAAAAGUAAUUUAAAAUAUAAAAAUAUUAGGAAAUUGAAAGUGAGGAAGAAUAUGCUGAUAGAAGUGAAUCACCAAGAGUUAUAUUACCAUUAUCUACUAGACGUAGACAUCAUAUUCAACCAAGAGUUGUGGAAAGAAAGGAAAUAGAUAGAUCAUUUACUGAUUUAGGAUAUAUAGGAUUUGGGAAUGGAAUCGAGAUAGAUUUAUUAGAUUCUACAGGGAAUUGGCAAUUUAUUAAUUGAUAUA
This is a messenger RNA of Paramecium primaurelia, 2071 nucleotides long. Lineage: Eukaryota; Ciliophora; Oligohymenophorea; Peniculida; Parameciidae. The record is from the annotation of a GenBank genome assembly.